Vitis riparia (riverbank grape) is the source of this 3109-nucleotide messenger RNA. Its product is annotated as protein kinase PVPK-1-like. NCBI's taxonomy places the organism in Eukaryota, Viridiplantae, Streptophyta, Magnoliopsida, Vitales, Vitaceae. Gene Ontology annotation, cellular component: nucleus; cytoplasm; plasma membrane. Gene Ontology annotation, biological process: protein phosphorylation. Bases 829 to 2880 code for a protein of 683 amino acids. The record is from RefSeq and is a predicted model, not a curated record. Gene Ontology annotation, molecular function: ATP binding; protein serine/threonine kinase activity. The transcript is spliced from 3 exons.
GAAAGAAAGAAGAAAGGAAGGAAGGAAGAAAGGAAGGAAGGAAGGAGCAGGGUAAUAAGAAAGCAGAAGAGAGGAUUAGUUUUGUGAAGGGAACAUCAUCCCAAAGAUAAAGACGCCUUUUGCUUUGCUUUGCUUGUGAACUUGGGUUUUGGUUCUCUACUCUUUGAUUCUCCCAUUAAACGACGAAAAAAAUAACUGAAAUUUAUUAUUUUUAUCGUUUUUUUUUAUUAUUCAAUUCUCUCUCUCUCUCUGUCUAUCUCUUUCUCUUUCUCUUUCUUUCUCGUUUGGAUCGGAUCUCAAAACAACUUUGAACAGCACACAAAGAGCCUACAAAGUUGUUUAGCUUUCUCUUUGGGGUUUUCUGGGUGGGGGUCGUCUCAUUUUCGCUUCUUCGCCGGUCAUGACCGCUUUCUUGCUCCGCAUUCUCAUUACUCUUUUGUAAUAAGAUUUGGUGAAUUACAUUUCUUUUUUGAAUUUGCAUAAUGGCUGAUUCGAAUUCAUGCCUUCGGUUUGGGUGUUUGCUUAGUGGUUGUGCAUAGUAGUGUCAAUUACGACACUCUUUCUUUGAGAAAGACGCUUGCCCUUUGUUUGGUUGCUCAGAAAACUGAUGAAAAGAUUAAGGAUAUAUUUGGAUCACUACAGUUUUAUUAAGCUCUGUUGCGUGGAGGCUCUGUUUUCUCUGACUGUUUCAAUAGUGAAAUAAGAUUCAAAAUUUUAUUUGUUUUCUUUUCACACGCUUUCUCAGCAACAAAAAGGGUAAUAGUCUGUAAGCGAUAGCCUUAGAAUAAGGAUCGAUGAGCUCAAUUGGAUUUUGAUGUGGCAGCGCUGAUGCUGAAUUGCUCAAUGGAAUCGGUUGGUGAUGGAGUUAGUUCUUUCCCAAAGACUCAUAAUUCUGCUUCUGUGAUGGGCUAUAACCUUUCUUCCAUCUCUGGGACUUCUCGCCCCACUCGGCUUCCACCUCCAAAACAAUCUAGAAAUGACGGGGCUUCUUCUGCAUCUUAUGCAACUGUUCCUGACCAUGGGAUGAAGACUGUCCUACAUGCAGUGGACUCUGUAAUCAAUGAAAAGCAUUCCCACAAAACAGCACAAGAUCAUAUGCAUCUCGAAGAACUACAUACUUCAUCAAAACAAUUAUAUAAAUCAAACAAAGAUCAAUUGGUUGUGGGCCCAAAUGCUGUUCUUGAUAAGAUGGGGAAAAAUUCUUCUCAAAAGCAGGUUUCAGCAGUGGAAACCAAAUCUUGCAUCAAGCAUCCUGUUGAUGUUUCUGAGAAUUGUAAUUCAAGUGGAUUGAUAGGUCCUGAAAAUUUUGUUCCAGGCCCAUGUAAAGGAGGUGUUGUAGAACCAAACAGCCAAUUAACGGCUCAAUCAGCAAUUAGCUUUUGCGCUAGUCCUCAAAACAGUCUAUACUCUGCAACUCAGUACACAGAAGCAAAACAAAGUUUCACCAACACGGAGGUUAGUGAAUGUGCAAGCAGUGUAGAGAAGUCUGGUGAAAGUGCUGAAAUUAGCAACUCCUGUGAUUUUGCUGAGAGCAGGAAGACUAGUAUCUACAGAGGUAGCACUGGCAGUGAUCUUAGUGAUGAAAGCAGCUCCAGCAGUUUUAGUAGCACUCUUUACAAGCCUCACAAGGCAAAUGAUACGAGAUGGGAAGCAAUUCAAGCUGUGCGAUCUCGUGAUGGGGUGUUGGGUUUGAACCACUUCAGGCUGUUGAAGAAAUUGGGAUGUGGAGAUAUAGGCACUGUUUAUCUGUCAGAGUUGAGUUGCACUAGAAGUUACUUUGCCAUGAAAGUUAUGGAUAAAGGAGCUCUAGCGAGCCGGAAGAAGCUUCUGAGGGCUCAAACAGAGAGAGAGAUAUUGCAAUCUUUGGAUCAUCCAUUUCUGCCUACUUUGUAUACACACUUUGAGACAGAGAAGUUCUCUUGCUUGGUGAUGGAGUUCUGCCCUGGGGGUGAUUUGCACGCACUCAGACAGAGACAACCAGGGAAAUAUUUCUCAGAGCAUGCUGCCAGGUUUUAUGUGGCAGAAGUUCUCCUUGCUUUGGAGUAUUUGCACAUGCUUGGGAUCAUUUACAGGGACCUGAAACCAGAGAAUGUUCUGGUGAGGGAAGAUGGGCAUAUAAUGCUUUCAGACUUUGACCUCUCCCUAAGGUGUGCUGUCUGCCCGACGUUGGUCAAAUUCUCAAACUCAAGCUUGGAAUCCAAGAACUCAGGAUAUUGUGUUCAGCCUGCUUGCAUUGAGCCAACCUGUGUCAUCCAGCCAUCUUGCAUCCAACCCACAUGUUUUGCUCCACGCUUCUUGACAAGGGCCAAGAAAGAGAAAAAGGCAAAACCAAAGAAUGACAUAUAUCAUCAGGUGAGCCCUCUCCCAGAGCUCAUAGCUGAACCCACAACCGCUCGAUCAAUGUCCUUUGUGGGUACUCAUGAGUACUUGGCACCUGAAAUCAUUAAAGGUGAAGGGCAUGGCAGUGCUGUUGACUGGUGGACAUUUGGGAUCUUUCUCUAUGAGCUCUUGUUUGGUAAAACUCCUUUUAAGGGAGCUGGAAACCGGGCUACUCUCUUCAAUGUGGUUGGGCAGCCGCUUAGAUUUCCUGAGUCACCUGCAGUAAGCUUUGCUGCAAGGGACUUGAUAAGAGGUUUGCUUGUGAAAGAACCACAGCAUCGCCUUGCAUAUAGGCGUGGAGCAACAGAAGUUAAGCAGCAUCCGUUCUUUCAGAGUGUGAAUUGGGCACUCAUUCGAUGUACCAAUCCGCCAGACGUGCCAAAACCAUUCAUGAUAGACUUCUCUGCAAGAAGUGACACAACAAAAGCACCCACAGCCGUAAAGGUCCCAGGUGUUGAUGUGAAGCCUUCUGGUAAUUAUUUAGAGAUCGAUUUCUUUUGAUUCUUGUGAUUGUUUCCUCUCUGCUUCAUUUUCUAUCUCCUUUUUUUGUAUUGUGCUUCAAUGGCUUCUCUUUCCAUUGCCAAGGGGGGGGUUCUAAUAUGUGGGUUCCUCUGAUAAAAGCACAUGUAACUGCUCCUUUGUUACUGGGCAUCACAUGAUAAAAACUGUGCUCAUGAAAUUCAAAUGCAAUUAAAUGAGGAAUGAAGUUGCUGCAUCUUUCUUGCUGUCC